This is a messenger RNA of Haplochromis burtoni (Burton's mouthbrooder), 1212 nucleotides long. RefSeq lists its product as uncharacterized. Lineage: Eukaryota; Metazoa; Chordata; Actinopteri; Cichliformes; Cichlidae. The coding region runs from base 119 to 997 and encodes 292 amino acids. The transcript has 2 exons. The record is from RefSeq and is a predicted model, not a curated record.
AUAUUGUGACUAUGAUCACAUGUCUGCUGUGUAUUUAAAUGUGGAUGUUUCUGUGUGAGAUCAGCAGCCGUCCAGCAAACCUCAUCCAGCCGACCACGUCUGCACACACGAACCCAUAAUGUCUUUCAUCGCUGAGCUCCAAGUGUCUUUGAACAAAGCCGAGGAGUUUGCGCUCCGUGAACAAGGCUUCAAGAAAAUCUUUGUUAAUCUGAACGAAGGAGCCGGGGGAAACUUCGUCUACCUCUGGUACAAAAAAGGCGAUCAUGCAAUUACCAGGAUUCAGAUUUCCUUCAACGAUGAGAUGUCCACGGGUCUGUCCAGUGCAGGGUUCAAAAAGAUCGACAAAAACCUGAACGAGGGGGCAUGUGGAGGUUCUGUCUACCUGUGGUACUACAAAGGUUCCUUAAAGUACGAUGUUCCCAUCAGGAAACUCGAUGUCUCUGUACAAGCAGGAGAUGAACCCUACAAGUAUAAACUGGGCUGGGAGAGACUGGCCUGUGACCUGAACCGUGGUGCUGGAGGAAACUGGAUCUAUCUGUGGUUGAAGAGAGAGAACCCCACCUACAUCUGUGACAUCAAGGCCACUGCUAAAUUUGAGGAAGAUGACGACAACUUCAAUGAUGGCUACAUCCGGGUGGAUGAAGACACCAACAGGGGAGCAGGAGGGCCCUACAUCUUCAUCUGGUACCGUCAAACCACAGACCCCAAGGACACCAUCAGUGAGCUGGAAAUCUCCUCCAGUGAUGUCAAGCAAAAGAGCCUCCAAGACCAAGGCUAUGAAAUCGUGAACCAGGAUCUGAACGAGGGCACCGAGGGAAAGGAGGUGUUCCUGUGGUACAAGAAAGACAGCGGCAGCGCUCCCAUCAAGGCCGUCACCGUGCUCGCCGACCCAGCAGCUAAGCAGGCGUAUGACAAUGACGGGCUCAACGUGAACCCAGAAAACCUCAACACAGGCAACCCAGGAGCUGCUCCCGUCUACCUGUGCUAUCAUCAGUGAGAGCGGUCAUGGUAAAAGAAGUGAGCACGCUCACUGAGCAGAAACCCAGAGGUCUGAUGAUGUUUUUUUUCUUUAAUGAUGUUCAAUCACUGUGAUCUCAGAGGUUUGUCUGCACCAGCGAUCAUUGAUCCUCCAACCAAUCUGAUUGAUUAGCUCUGAAUCACUUUAUUCUGUUUAUUGUCUCUCUUUCAAUAAAGUCUGUUUAGCAUCUGAAA